UUUAGGCCCGCCCGGCUCCCGGGAGCGCGCACGUCUCAGAGUCCGCGCCGACUGCGGGCGCUACGGCCACGCACGUCGGUCGCUGCGGUCACGCUGCUGCAUGUCGGAUCCAACCCUGAGGAUCCAGGACCAUGUGGAAGCUGAUUCCUGCCGCGGCCUCGGCCCGAGACCCAUACAGACUUUUGACUGGUGUUGAGUACAUUGUUGGAAGGAAAAAUUGUGACAUUUUAAUUGAAGAUGAUCAAUCAAUCAGUCGAAAUCAUGCUAUAUUAACUGCUAACUUUUCUAUAACCAACCUGAGUCAAACAGAUGAAAUCCCUAUAUUGACAAUAAAAGAUAAUUCUAAGUAUGGUACCUUUGUUAAUGAGGAAAAAAUGCGGACUGACUUUUCCCAAACUUUGAAGACAGGGGAUAGAGUUACCUUUGGAGUGUUUAAAAGUAAAUUCAGAGUAGAGUAUGAACCUUUGGUUGCCUGCUCUUCUUGUUUAGAUGUCUCUGGGAAAACUGCUUUAAGUCAAACUAUAUUGCAACUUGGAGGACUUACUAUGAACAAUUGGACAGAGGAAUGUACACACCUUGUCAUGGUAUCAGUUAAAGUUACCAUUAAAACAAUAUGUGCACUCAUUUGCGGGCGUCCAAUUGUAAAGCCAGAAUAUUUUACUGAAUUUCUUAAAGCAGUUCAGUCUAAGAAACACCCUCCAGAAAUUGAAAGGUUUUACCCACCUGUUGAUGAACCAGCUAUCGUAAGUAAAAAUAUUGAUCUGUCGGGACGGCAGGAAAGAAGGCAAAUCUUCAAAGGGAAAACAUUUGUCUUUCUAAACGCCAAGCAGCAUAAGAAAUUAAGUGCAGCAGUUGUAUUUGGAGGAGGAGAUGCUAGGUUGAUAACAGAAGAAAAUGAAGAAGAAGAUAGUUUCUUUUCAGCUCCUGGAACUUGUGUUGUUGAUAUAGGAAUAACAGAUUCACAGACCUUAAUUCCUGACUCUCAGAAAAAAUGGCUUCAUUCAAUUAUGGAUAUACUCCAAAGGAGGGGUCUUAGACUUAUUCCUGAAGCGGAAAUUGGCUUGGCAGUUAUUUUCAUUACUACAGAGAAUUAUUGUGAUCCUCGCGGCCAGCCAAGUACAGGAUUGAAGUCAACUCCAGGUCCAAGCCUUUCUCAAGGCUUAUCAGCCAAUGAAAACUUAAUACGAGGUGCCCCAGUGAAUACUGCAACAUAUGUAGCUGACACAGAAUCAGAGCAAGCAGAUACGUGUAUGGAUUUGAGUGAAAGGCCAAAAGAAGUCAAAAUCUUCGAAAUGGACCAAAAUCUCAGAAUACCAUCACAAGAAAUAUCCGCUAUGAAGGAAUACCAUAAAAUAAGCUCUCAUCGCAGUAAUAUAGUAUCAGAUACUCUCGUUAAGAUGAAAAUCCCAAACUAUCAGCUUUCACCAACUAAAUUCCCAGGUGUAAAUAAAAAUAGCGAUCAGCCUUCUCAGCACCAGCAAACCAACUCCAUCAAAAACUACUUUCACCCAUCUCCUAAAAAAAGGGAAAGGGAUGAAGAAAAUCAAGAAAUGUCGUUAUCUAAGUCAGCAAGAACAGAAAUGUCUUUAGAACAAACACAACCUACUACACCAUCAAUAUGGAACAAUAAGGAGCAGCAUCUAUCUCAGAAUAAGCCUGUUGAAAAGAAAACAGAUAACUUAUUUGCAGAUAUAGAUUUAAAAUCCACCGUGAAAAAUUCUACCAGAGCCAUGGGUGUGGCUGUUUCUACAGAAAAACUAAGAUCAGAAAAAAGAAAAGAAAUUGAUGAUUUAGCCAUAGAAGAUGAAAUAUUUGAACAGUUAUUCAAGAACACAAAGCCAGAGUUAAAAAUUGAAGUGGAAGUUCAGAAACAAGAGGAAGAUGUCAAUAUUAGAAAAAGGCCAAGAUUGGAUAGAGAAACAAAUGGCACUUUUAAUGAUGAAGCAAUACCAGAAAGGAACAAAAUAUCUAACAACAGUGAACUUGAAGAUGAAGGUGAGAUGCUUCCAAGGAAGGUGUUGCUGACCAAAUUUGAGUCACUGGUAGUCAGUAACUCUUUCUCCAGAAAUCUAUCCAGUAUAAAUAAUGAUUAUGGUGAACUAAAGAAUUUCAAGAAAUUCAAAAAGGUCGCAUAUCCUGGAGCAGGAAAACUUCCACACAUCAUUGGAGGAUCAGAUCUGAUAGCUUAUCAUGCUCGAAAGAAUACAGAAUUAGAAGACUGGUUGAAGCAGGAAAUGGAGGUUCAAAAUCAACAUGCAAAAGAAGAAUCUCUUGCUGAUGAUCUCUUUAGAUAUAAUCCUAAUGUAAAAAGAAGAAGAUAAAGAAGCCAUGGAAGAACAUUUUCUAUUAAGCAUUUACUUUGGGUUAUCUCUGGGAUAUAUGCGUAUAGUGUAUAGAAGAUUUAAGUAUAUGACCUAAAUUUGUUAAAUAAAAUGCACAAAAUUCCAUUUCUUUCUUUUUUUUCUUUUUUUUUUUUUUUUUGUCUGUUCUAGGGCCCCAUGUGCGGCAUAUGGAGGUUACCUGGCUAGGGGGUCUAAUUGGAGCUAUUGCCGCUGGCCUACGCCAGAGCCACAGCAACGCCAGAUCUGAGCUGGGUCUGCAACAUACACCACAGCUCACAGCAAUGCCAGAUCCUUAACCCUCUGAGCGAGGCCAGGGAUCGAACCCGAAACCUCAUGGUUCAUACUCAGAUUCGUUAACCACUGAGCCACGACAGGAACUCCUUUAUUUCUUUUAUAUGUGACAGUUUUGUUCUGUUUUCAGUCUGUGUUAUCUCAUCUCUUAUGAUAAUUCUUUUCAUUUUUAAAUGAGAUUUUAUUUAUCAGUUAAUAUAGUCAUAAUUAAUAUAGUCAAAAUCUGAAAGUACAAAAGGGCAAAAGAUUAAAAGGUCUCCUUUCUAUCACUGUCCUAGCUGUUUGCUUCCCCUCCUUUGAAAAAAAUUCAUGAUACUCAUUUCAAAUGAGUCUUUACAGAAAUUUUUAGUGCCUAUUCAAAUUUCUAUGCUAUCAUUUUUCAGUAAUUUCCUACAAAAAUAAUAGCAUAAUAUGUAUAAUGUUCUCUAUCAUGCUCUUUUUUACUGACUAAAUUGAAAGGUUAUAGUCAUAAUAACAUAAUUUUUUUUCUUUCAAUUAUUUUUUCUUUUCCAUUAUGCUGUAAUCUUCCCUGAGUAGAAGUAACCCAGGUGGAAUGGAUUCAGUGUUGAAGAUAGCACCAAAACAUUAUUCUAGUAAUGGAAACAAAAGUGGAAGACUUCAUCAGGCUUGUGGAUAAACCUCUCUAGAAUGAGAUAAGACUUGUUUGAUGAUGUUCUGAGCUGCUUAGAAUGCUAUUUUCUUUUGUUUUGUUUUGUUAUCUGUGAAGUAGAAAUGGUAAGAUUGUCUUUUUUCUUAUAGGAAGAUAAGAAAAAAAUCAAUGCCUUUUUUCAAAUUUUGUCACAUGGACAGCUUUAGUUGUACAUUCAAAUUAAAGUUGUACUUCCCAUGUGGCUCGCAGCAGAAUUAGAUUAUUCUUUUAUAUCAACUCUAAAAACUGAUGCAUUUUGUCUUAGGAGGUAGAACAAGCUUUUUGUGCUGACUGAAAACUUCCUAGUCUCACAUAGGUUCUACCUAAUCUAACUUUUUAGGUUGUGAGAGAUAGAAAAGUAUGAAAAGUUAUAUCAUAAAUUAAUAUGUAGUGUUGCUUGAUCCUCAUGGAAGAUUCAGUAUGCCUUCAUAUUCAACAAAGGAAAAUCACCGCAUUUCUGGCUAAGAUACUUUGCACUCUUUUGUUUUGUUUUGUUUUUUGCUUUUUAGGGCCAUACCUGCUGCAUGUGGAAGGAAGUUCCCAGGGUAGGGGUCAAAUUGGAGCUACUGCUGCUGGCCUGUGCCACAGCAGCAGCAAUGCAGGAUCUGAGCUGCAUCUUUGAUCUACACCACCGCUCAAGGCAGUGCCAGAUCCCCCACCCACUGAGCAAGGCCAGGGAUCAAACCCGCCUCCUCAUGGAUACUGGUCAGGUUCCUUAGUGCCUGAACCACAAGGGGAAUUUGAUACUUUGUAGUCUUGGUCAGCCUUUAGAACAUGUUUCUUUCAGGAGAUAGUUUGUAAAUGUCAUAGUUUUUUCUGUUUUGUUUGUUUCAUUACCCCUUCAAAUUAUUUGUUGAGGAAAAUUAUUAAAUAUGUAUUUUAUAUAAAACAUUGCCUCCUACAACACUGAAAGAAUUCAAAGAUUAAUGAAUAAUGGGCUCUCUACUCUCUAGGUAUAAUCUAAAAGCACAAACACUCCAGGACUUAUGAUCUAAGUUUCUAAAAGUCCUUUAAGUUCUGUUUAACGUAGAAAAUGUUGUUAAAUAGAUGGAAGAUGUUUGCUUUGCAUACAUCCUUAAGUGGUGCACAAUUUUAAUAAAGCUGUUAGCUCUGCCC
Molecule: messenger RNA, 4398 nt
Organism: Sus scrofa (pig)
Lineage: Eukaryota; Metazoa; Chordata; Mammalia; Artiodactyla; Suidae
Gene: NBN
Product: nibrin
Biological process (GO): double-strand break repair via homologous recombination; telomere maintenance; mitotic G2 DNA damage checkpoint signaling
Cellular component (GO): Mre11 complex; nucleus
Molecular function (GO): damaged DNA binding; protein binding
Source: RefSeq, a predicted model, not a curated record